ACUAAAGAAAAAUAAUAUUUCGUAGAAUUAAUAAAGAAAUCAAAAAAGUAUUUAUUUAAUAGAUUUCUGCGUUUAGGUUAGGAAUCUGAGAUUACACAUUAACCACCAUGAGGAAAUUAAUGUACCCAGAAUUUUUCAGUUUUGUAAUAAUUCGCCUUUUAUGUAAUUUUACAAAUUUCAAAUCAGUAUACCUACGAUAUAUCGUCAUAAAACAAUUUACAAAAUUUUUAUAUCUGUUAUACGGUUUUGCCUAGGAAAAAAAACAUAUGUAUAUAUAUAUAAACAGUUGAUAAAGAUUUUAAUUAACGAUCGUAUUACUUGUAAAAACAACUGUUCUUUGCAAUCGUAAAAAUUAAACGUUAUUGAUUCAAGAACUUUCCUCGAUGAGUGAAAUCACUCAAUAACGUAAUCAAAUUUUUUAGUAACACACGACUGUUUUUUUGUUUAAUCAGCGUUUGAUUUUCUUAGAAAAUUUUGUUAAAAUGAAAAAUGUUCAUUGAUUGAAUUGUGUCAUCGUUUAAUUAAUUUAUUUUAAAUAUUUUAUCCUGAUGUCAGAUACAUAAUAGUUGCAAUCGUGUCGAACGAAAAAUGGCCGCAAACGUAAGAACAGUGUUUGACAUUUGAUAGUGGGCGUGUAAUUGUAGUACUUGAGUUCUUCCGUGAAUACGGGCAUUGUGUUGUCGGAUUUUGUUUGUAUUAACGCUACGCAUUUGCCUCGGUGUAUAUGAAUGUUUAGGAAAAAUUUAUACAAAAAUGCGAAUUCCUACACGUUCUGCUCCUCGUCCACCUGUAAAUUCAAUAGCACAAAGAAAUGUUAUGUGGAAUAGCACAAAUGAUGUUUACGGUUCUAUGCAACAAUCCAUUCAAAAGAAGAAACCACCUCCUCGACCACCACCACCAAAGUUUAAUCAAAAUCAUUUACAAAUACAGAAGGAUAAAUCAAAGAAACCAGCAAAACCAACAGAACUAUUGAGCAAUCUUUUUGGAAGGAAAAGAAGUGAACAUUUAAGUACAACACAAUUGAAUAGCCAAAUACAAAGUGCAAUAUCACAAUCUGAACAUACAAAUGGAUCAGUUUGUCUAAUAGAUUUUAGUCCACCUGGUUCUCCAACUUUUACAACUCGAUCAAGUAGUGACGGUGUUAGCAUUGAUAGUUUUGGCAGCGAUGGUAAUUCAAAUCCAUCUGUAUUCACAAGUAGUGGAAAUACAUCUCAAACAGAAAGUGCCUUUGAAGAUGAUUUUGAUGUGUUUGGAAUAUCUGCUAAGAAAAUGCCAAAAAAUGACCCUUGGCAAAUUAAUUCGAUGUCAGAUCCAUUUGGACCAUUAGAAGUAACUAAUUACAAUACAGUUGAACCUGUAAAAUCCAUAGGAGAUGCACAGUUCUUUGCUUUCAAUACAAAUAAUCAAAUGUCUUUUAAUCAGACAUGUUCAAAAAUUACUCAGUCAUUGCCUACUAUUAUUCGUGCAAAAGUACCCAAACCACCAGCACCAAAAAUUUCACAAAAAAGAGUAGAGAAUAAAAUUAAUCGUUCAAUUGAGAUAGAGUCCAAUUGUUUUAAUAAAACAGCAGGGUCAUUUACAAAACCAAUAACAUUAGAUUUAACUAAUUCAUGGCCGAACGAGACUAAAGAUAAUUCUUCUCCACCAAUGCCCACAAUACCACCACCUGCGCCACCACCAGAGUAUUUAACAGAAACAAACGAUCUUUCAACGAUCAGUGAAGAACCUUAUGGCAUUGCUCUUUAUGACUUUCCUGUAACGCACGAAGAUGAUUUACCUUUUAACGAAGGUGAUAAAAUAUAUUUGAUUAAAAAAGUUAAUGAUGAUUGGAUGGAAGGCAGGAUAGGAAACCGAAAAGGAAUAUUUCCUAUUAAUUUCAUUGAUAUAAGAGUUCCACUGCCUGGUGUUCCAGAUAAUGUAGUUGUUGCUAUCUAUUCCUUUAAAGGGGAAACAAUAGAAGAUUUAAAGUUUAAUGAAGGUGAUAAAAUCACAGUUUUAUCAAGGAUAUCACAAGAUUGGUUGUACGGUGAAUGUAAAGGUCGGAAAGGGCAGUUUCCAGCAAAUUAUGUGAACAGAAUCCCAUGUAAUAUUCCAUCAUUCAAUUAAUCUGUAUGUAUAUGUUAUAAAUCAAUAGUUUCACAACAAUAUUAUUUUUAAAACGGAAAUCGUGUUUCUUCAAUCAUUAAAUGGCUAAAGGCAAAAGACUGAAAUUUUAUAGAUGAAUCCAUUGCUUUGUAAAUUUUAGUGAAACGAUAUUUCGACCAAUUUUUAAAUCAAAAAUUAAAAAUUAGAAUAUCUGUGCUUAAUUCUCUAUAUUAAAAGAAUAAAAUAAUUAAAGAUUUUCAAUAUUCAAAAAGAGAAAUACAUGAAAUGUUCUUUUUUUACUAUUAUAAAGUUAACUAUCAAAUAUUAAAAUUAUUCAUUAAUAAUGUAAUAUAUAUAUAUUUUUAUACAUUAAAUGCAUGAAGAAAUAUACACGUACAAAGGGAUCAACAUAGAAAUUUGCAUGGUAUUUACAAUAGCUUGAUAAUAAAAGUGUUUGUCUUUUGCAUUGCAGACAAAUAUUUUUCUAUGUAGUGUAAUAUCAAAUUUAAAAACAAUAUUCUCUAUAUAUUUUAAUUUUACUAUACACAAUAAUAAAUUGAUAUACUUGUUCAAGAAACAAUCCUUUAAAAUACAUUUUGUACUUUACUACGUACGUAUAAGUAACAUAUAAAACAAACAAUUAUAUAUUUUUCUACAUGUAUAUAAAAUGUUUCAUACUUACAGCAAUUAAUAUAAAAUUACAGUUAAAUACGUAAUGCUUCAAUUUUUGUAAUAUGUACAUUGUAAUAUCGUACUUUAAAAUGUAUAACAACAAACAGAAAUCUUUGAGUGAUUGCAAUUACGUAUUACAGCUAGAAAUAACAAGAGUUCUAUAUCUAACAAAUGGGUAUAUUUCAUAUUUAUUACAUAUUAAACUGUAUUUCGUUAUAUUCAAAAUCUAUCCUAAUCAGUUACCAAUGUAAAAACGAUGAUAUAACUAUUAAGUAUGUGGUACAUAUAUGGAUACGCAAUUUUGGAAAUAUAUCAUUUUAAUAUUCCGGAUACUUAAGUUUUCAUAUACAUUAAUGUAAAUACUUAAUUACAUGUUUACAAAUUUAAUUUGUGCAUAACUUGUGAAUUAUUUAAAAUAUUUCUUAAAGAUACGUAUGUAUGAAAGUGUAUGUAUGCGUGUAUAUAAAUAGGUACUUUUCAAUUGUACUAUCUACUAGAUUGUUAUAAAAUUAACGAAAAUGACAAAAAAUUUCAAUUGCAGUAUUAAUAACAAUUUAAUUAAUUCUACGAUUUAUAUUGGAAUCAGAUGGAAUUCGAUUUCAAAAUUAAUAAAUUAAAAACUGAAAUUUUUCAAUUAUUCUUUAAGAUGCAUUGUUAAUUAAUUUUAUAAUAUGCGUAAAAUGAUUUAUUUAAUGUGAUAACAUUAAAGAUGUCAUGAUUGUAUAAAUUUUAAAUUCUUCCUUAGUUUGCAAAAACAAGUAAUGAUAAUAAUUUAUAUGUAGAAUAAAAAUGUGUGCAUAUGGAAAAAGUAUUUUGUUAUCUUUAAUGCUAACAGUCUUUAAAAAAAAAAAAAUUAAUACUAAUUGUAAGUAUUCGUAACAUGAUAUUAUACGCAGAAAUACUAUCAGCAAUUCUUUGCUCGUUAAGCGUGAUAGCUCUUGUCAACAAUAAUUGAUGACUGUACUGAUUUUAAAUGUGUAGAAUAUUUGUAAUAAAAUAUACAUUUGUUAAUGUAUUCGGAAUAUACUGAAAAUACAUUAGUGCCGUACUAAACGUCCAAGAAUGGGACUGUUAUCCAGAGAGCAGAUGCCGGUUAAAUUUAUUUACUUAAAAUUUUAGAUAUUUAACACUGACAUGGAUUAUUCCACAAUAUCAGUUCCAAGAAUUGGUGGAGAUAGCGAUGGACUGUUAACCGGACGCAAUCCUGGACCAUUAGCGAGACACCAUUGUAUUACGUCUUUGUAACGACUUAGAGUCUGUAUCACAGCCUUUUUAAAUUUUUCACCUGUUAAGUAGUAUAAAAAGAAAUUAACUGCAAAAUUCCAGUGGUAUACGUGAAAACAUAAGCCACGACACCAUUUCAACAACAUUUUCUCUUUCAACCUGAAAGAGUCGGAUAUUAGAAAUAAAUAAAUAUAAUAGCAGGAAAUUUAAUCAGGAUAAUAUCCCAAUAGAGUUCCAAAGUUUCAACUAUGCCAAGGGGUAACAGUAAUAUUAAAUAAACGGUUGACACAACAAGUAACGUUCUGGAAAAUUCUAGUUAGACGAAUUACUUACGAGUUAACUGACAAUGAAUUUUCUCAGUUUUCUUCAUGUGUAAGAUAAGUAAAACAUUUCCAAUAAAUAUGAAAAGUAAUGGCAA
Molecule: messenger RNA, 4399 nt
Organism: Osmia lignaria (orchard mason bee)
Lineage: Eukaryota; Metazoa; Arthropoda; Insecta; Hymenoptera; Megachilidae
Product: SH3 domain-containing lethal (3) 05822
Biological process (GO): endocytosis; actin cortical patch localization
Cellular component (GO): actin cytoskeleton
Molecular function (GO): protein binding
Source: RefSeq, a predicted model, not a curated record